CAUCCUGGUCACAUUGCAACCCAUCCACCUCCUCCUCCUCCUCCUCCUCCUCCUCCUCCUCCUCACUUUAACUCCACAUUAGCCCUUACCCCAUCUCUCUGCCAGCCGCAGCUCUGACCAGAUAACGGAUAUCAGACUGUAGAAACGAGUUGUUAAAACCUGUGAUCAUGUCCUCAGUGCUGCAGAAGUUGAUCAGCCCUCUGGCCAGUAGCCCUGCUGAGCCUCCCAGGAACAAAGUGACAGUGGUCGGGGUGGGCCAGGUGGGCAUGGCCUGUGCCAUCAGCAUCCUACUGCGGGACCUGUGUGAUGAGUUGGCUCUUGUGGAUGUGAUGAAGGAUCGUCUAAAGGGAGAGAUGAUGGACCUGCAGCAUGGCAGCCUUUUCCUUAAGACCUCCAAGAUAGUUGCUGACACAGACUAUGCAGUGACAGCUAACUCUCGCGUGGUCGUGGUGACGGCCGGUGUUCGUCAGCAGGAGGGUGAGAGCCGCCUUAACCUGGUGCAGAGGAACGUCAACGUCUUUAAGUCCAUCAUCCCCCAGAUCAUCAAGUACAGCCCGAACUGCACACUGGUCGUGGUCUCCAACCCUGUUGACGUGUUGACCUACGUGACCUGGAAGCUGAGUGGUCUGCCCAAGAACCGCGUCAUCGGCAGCGGCACCAACCUGGACUCGGCCCGCUUCCGCUACCUGAUGGCCGAGCGCCUCGGCAUCCACGCCAGCUCCUUUAAUGGCUGGGUGCUAGGGGAGCAUGGAGACACCAGCGUGCCAGUGUGGAGCGGUGCAAACGUAGCAGGAGUAAAUCUGCAGAAGCUGAAUCCUGAUAUUGGCACUGAUGGUGAUAAGGAACAGUGGAAGGCCACACACAAGGCUGUAGUGGACAGUGCCUACGAGGUGAUCAAGCUGAAAGGCUACACUAACUGGGCCAUCGGUCUCAGUGUGGCAGACCUGACUGAGAGCAUCGUCAAGAACAUGAGCCGUGUCCAUCCUGUCUCCACAAUGGUCAAGGACAUGUAUGAUAUUGGUGAGGAGGUCUUCCUGUCACUGCCCUGUGUGCUGAACAACACUGGUGUGAGCAGCGUGGUCAACAUGACCCUGACGGACGCCGAGGUGGGCCAGCUGAGGAAGAGUGCAGACACGCUGUGGGGCAUCCAGAAGGACCUCAAGGACAUCUGAACACAUAAUCCACACCCAUGAUGCAGAGAGGCCUGUUGACAAGCACACACUCCUUUUAGAACAUCCCUCUCGCUCUUAAACUGUAAACUCUUAUUUGAAGGGAAAUACCAGCGUUUUUUAAGAUUCUGCCAGUGAGAAUUUCAGUGUUACAUGUACGUCAUCAGCCUUAUUUGACUGUUGCCAUAUCAGUGCUGCAUUAUGUCACCAUCUACUUCCUGUCAAUCAAUUUUAAAUCUAAAAAACACUGGUAUGCCCCUUUAAAAAAUUAACAGAUGUGCUCCCCAGCAGUUAGUAGGCUGAUGUUGCUGUGAUACUUUGUUUGUUUUAAGAGAUGUAAGCUGACCUGUGUUUACUUCUUUCAACUGUUUGCACCAGGAUAAAACACAACCCUCAAAAAGCCAAAACUGUGACUGUCUUCCUCUACCACUUGUAUUAAGUCAUUCCUUCACGAUGAGAAAGACCCUAAAUGUCCAGAGAAAGACCCUAAAAAUCCAAUAAGGAUGCUGUUUUCCGCCCCCCUUCAUUGAAAAGUGGUACCCUACAGCAAUGAAAUUGGGACUUUGUGAGUGUAAAGGUGGACAUUUUUCUCCCUCCUGUUUCAUCACUGUUAGCAAAGGGAGAAGGAGCAGCAGGGGAGGAGUGAAAAUGUCCUGCUGAAGUUGUUUUCUAAAACAUCAAUUGUUACUGUCUGACCUUGUGUUUUGUGUAACUUAAUACAUUUGAACCUGAAAAAGUGUA
Cottoperca gobio is the source of this 1910-nucleotide messenger RNA. It is a transcript of the gene ldhba, whose product is annotated as lactate dehydrogenase Ba. Gene Ontology annotation, biological process: pyruvate metabolic process; lactate metabolic process. The record is from RefSeq and is a predicted model, not a curated record. Bases 168 to 1172 code for a protein of 334 amino acids. Gene Ontology annotation, molecular function: L-lactate dehydrogenase (NAD+) activity. The transcript is spliced from 8 exons. NCBI's taxonomy places the organism in Eukaryota, Metazoa, Chordata, Actinopteri, Perciformes, Bovichtidae. Gene Ontology annotation, cellular component: cytoplasm.